Molecule: messenger RNA, 3432 nt
Organism: Triplophysa rosa
Lineage: Eukaryota; Metazoa; Chordata; Actinopteri; Cypriniformes; Nemacheilidae
Gene: plekhs1.1
Product: pleckstrin homology domain containing S1, tandem duplicate 1
Exons: 13
Coding region: 184-1248 (354 amino acids)
Molecular function (GO): protein binding
Source: RefSeq, a predicted model, not a curated record
AACCUUUAAAAAAAAGAAUGAUAUGUUUCCCACAAAGGGAGGAAUCUUUAACCAGAAACUCCACCUCUCUCAGAGCUCUCAAAAAUCUCCCUUCUAUACUAACAUCGUGACAAGCACAUUUGGAAUGCAGAAUAUUGUUACGGAGGACACAUUUUAACUUAAGUUUAGCAUCAUAAUCCAAAGAUGUGCAGCAGAAAUGCAGACUCAAAUGCUACAUUUUACCAUGAAGCAGGAGAAGAAGUGUACUCUGGCUACCUGUACAAGUCUCCUCCUACUAGUUUAUUAAGAAACAUGAAAUCAUGGAAGCGUCGCUUUUUUGUGCUUGCCAAGACAAGUGACAGCACUCACAACCUAAAAUAUUACAGAAAUGAUGAGAAAGACUCACUUAUAAAAUCCAUAGAUGUUUCCACCAUCACAAAGCUUCUGAAUACUUGCCCUAUGACGCAUCCCGCCCAUGACUGGAUCUGUAAAAGCUUCAAGUGCUCGCCAUGCUCUGUGCUGUUGAUGAACACAGAAAAUCCUAAAGAGAAGAUCCACAGAGAGUAUUUCCUCAUAGGAGAAAACAGUGCUGAGGCAGAUGGAUGGUACAAUGCCUUAUUCCAGGUGCAGAAGAAGACCAGAUCUAUGUCACAACCUUUACCACCGAACAUGAAUGACCCCAAAUCUACUCACCACAACUCACAUGACACUGAACAGAACGGGGGUGAUCGUGUACCCCCACUGUCCCCAAAAAGGAUGUCUGCACCUGCAGAUGUUGAAAUGAAACACAAUGAAUGUCACCAACCAUCCAGCCCAUCUGCAUUAGAGAUGAAACUGGAUGAUUCAGCAGGGGAAAGCAGUCCUGAUUUGUCAUCAAGGGAAAGUGCUGCCUCUACUGAAGAAAGUCUUUUGGAUUGUGUCACAAAAGCUUUUAAUGACCUGAGGACACAGCAAACAUCCAGUAAGGAGAAAGAAACACUAAGAGAGAAACACACCCCUGUUGAGAAGGAGAUCUGCUUGAGUCUUGAAGAUCUGAAUGGCGUGAUCUUUACAGACCAAGCAGGGAAACCACGUGUGUCUGAAUGUAGGCGAAUUGAGACCACAUGUCUAUUCCAUAAGGGGGAUCAGAUCCUGGCUGUCAAUGACUUGCUAACAUACACAGUAGAAGACAUACAGAUGUAUUUAAGAAAGCUUAACAAACAUGAGGUAAAACUGACCAUCCUACGGCCCCCAGACUCCAUUCCUUUCCACUCUGACCAUACAUACUGAGGACACAAAUGACCCAACCGCAUUUUAUACUACCUCUCUCUAUUUUGCCAUCAGUUGUUUUUGUAAAAAUGUUCAUGUUUACCUGUAUGACUAGUAAAGAUGGCAAAUAUACUUAAUAUGUGAUAAGUUGUUAAGCAGGUACCUUGUGAAGUCCUGGUAUGGGAAGAUGGAUAUUCGAAUUUAGACAAACAACGGACACCUUAAAGGGAUAGUUCACCCAAAAAUGAAAAUUCUCUCAUCAUUUACUUAUCCUCUUGUAAUUUCAAACCUGUAUUAUUUUCUUUCUUCUGCAGAUCACAAAAGAAGAUAUUUUGAAGAAUGUUGGUAGCUGAACAAGAGCGGUACCCAUUCAUGUAUAGACUCAAUGGGUACCGCCGUUGUUCGGUUACUAAUAUUCUUUAAAAUAUCUUCUUUUGUGUUCAAGAGGGUGAGCAAAUGAUUACAGAAUUUUCAUUUUGGUUGAACUACUUCUUUAAUAAAAGGUGUAAAAAAAAUUAUAGACAGAUUAAUUUUUACAAAAGGUAAAUGCUAAAGUAUCAUUACAGAAAUCGUAAGCAUAUACAGAGAUUGUGGCAGUUCAGCUGUCAUUUCUGUGUAUUGAGCCACUGCAACAUUUUCUACGGUUCAACCACCAGGUGGCGCUUUGAUAUAAUUGUUACUCGUCUCGAGCUUCUUGAGCCAUAGCAAAUUCACCAAUGAUUUUUCAAUUACAUGGGCUUUUGCUGGUUUCUUUUGGAGGGUGGGGAGGUAUUUCGGGUUGUUUUGUAUAAACUGACAGGUGCAUCCUACAGAUCUUGAUAUCUUGACACAAUGUAAUGUGUUGGACUAAUAAACAAAACUAGUCUAAAGCAGUGGUUCUCAAACUUUUUUUUGUUGUAAGGUCGCCUUUGUGAAGUGUGCAUCGCUUUGCAGCCCCUCAAAUAAAAACCUAUAAUCUUAAACAUAGACUUUUAAUUAAUCCAAGAACAUGUUCAGUUAUACAAUGCUGGAACAUCAGUUAUUUUGGUUGGUGGUUUAAUUUUUUUUUACGUUCGAUUUCAUGAAAUAUAUGAUUAUUUUAAUAAUUCAUAAAAUACCACAAAAUCGGUGGUCCCCCUGCAUCCAUCUUGGGGCCCCCAGUUUGAGAACCACUGGUCUAAAGAAAUGUUGGAUCAGUUUUCUUCAUUGCCUUGUAUUAUUACAGCCUGGGUAUCUCAGAGUAUUCUGGGUUCUGUCUGCCACUCAUGAAAGUAGCUCUCCAUAGCUUUCCUGCUCUUCCAGCUGCCCACGUUUACUGUAGGGAUGAUCUUUUUAGGUCGCAGCCACUGCACAAAACGCUUCAACUCCAGAUAACUGCUGUGCUCGCUGUAGGGAAUUCCUGAAACAGAUAAGUGUAGAGUAGAAAUGCAUCUAUUAAAAAUUUUGAGAAGCUGAGAAAAAUAUUUAGACAUGAAUAUUACAGUAAUCUCGUAGCCACUGAUAAACAGGGUUCGUACAGACAUUGUAUACUGAAAUUCCAGGACUUUUAGGCACAUUUCUUUAUUUUCAAGGUCUAAAAUUAGAGAUCUCAAAAGGUUGAGAUAAACAAAAUAUAUUAAUAAAACAAAACCGUACGAAUAAAGUGUGGUACAUGAAGUAUGCAAUGACUGUAACAACUAAGGUGGCGUUACACUUUAUUAAUUUUCAGAUUAAACUGGAAAUUGAUAGAGCACCACCUUAGUUGCCACUGUCAUAAAGAAUUAUUGGUUAUUUAAAUUUUUCUAUUUUGAAAAGAUACAUAACUUGUUUGUCUACAUCGACAUCAGCAUUCUAAUCAUUUAAAGAACAAGCACAUAUGUGAGAUUAGUGGUUCUCAAACUUUUCAGUUCAAGUACCACAUCUAAUAAAAUUAAACAUGUCAAAUUCACUUACUCACUGCCAUAGAAAAUCACAUACAUACCAAAAGUACAGCUGUCAAUCUUUACCUGCCCCACAAUUCAAUACAUUUCUUCUCCCAUUUCUCAUGUAUUAAUACAAACGUAUAUAUGAUGUAUGAAUACAAACACAGACCGAUCUGGAUAUGACAUCAAACUAACACAAGAGUGUUCUCUCGCAGUAUGCCGAUCAAUUUGCACAAAUAUUUGUUAAUCAUCAAAAAGAUUAAACACUGAAAUUAUUUUGUAAUUUCAUUUAUAUUGCCCUUCACUAAUUUAAGCACUUUUCACG